AUGGCCAAGCGGCACUUGGCGGGAAUGGUGCGGUCGAGCCCAAACGUGGUGAAGUUUGACUCCGAACCUGAAGAGUCCUCGCGCCCAAACUCCUCGCCAUCCACGCGGCCUCCCCGCGCGCAGUCCAGCAAUGCGUGGCACGAUGUUAUGGAGAUGUGCCGGAAAGGUUUCACCACUAAAAUGAACAGUGUGGGCAAUGAGAUAUUGCAGGAUGUGCGCAGCGAAGUUCAGCGUGCGGUCGCGCAGCUGAAGUACGAAAUCUCUAGCAUGUUGGAGGCCAGAGAAAAGACUUCCAGCAACAAAAUGGAGUCUGUGCUUCUCAACAUAGACAAGCUACAGAAGACCACCGAAGAAGGGGUCAUGAACAUUCACUUCGAUCUUUCUCCAGUCCUGCAGGAGAUGCAGCGAGUUAACGACAUCCAUGUCGAGGACCGCAAGAGACUGGAAGGACAAAUGGAGAAGCUGGGCCAGCAGAUGAAAGAGGUCCAAGUCCGGGCAGACCUAGAAGAGGAGCGGCUCCAGAAGUUGCUCGAGAAGCAGGAGCAGACGGAGAGUUUGAUCGUCGGCGUGCAGAAGUUCCAGGACAUGCUGGCGCUGUCUAUCGAGCAGACGACAGACGAGGUUCAAAAGUCAGGCGUGCAGGUGCACCAGGACUACGACAGCCUGGUCGCUUUCAACACCGAGACGUCGAGGCAGCUCAUGCAGCGGCUCGAGGAGCCUCUCACCAUGGACACCGCGGAGCUGCAUCGUGAACUCAAGAAAAACCAAGCUGCAUUGUCUGGCGACUUCCGCAUGGUUCUGAGCGAGAUCGGAAAGAUCCAGCAAGCGCUGCAUCUGGACUUCGCGCAGAGAAGGCAUGCAGAAAUCGGAAAGAUGAUCACCGUGCUCUUUGAUACUUGCUUGUCACAGGAGCAAAAGCGUCCAAGCCUCCCGCCCGUGGAAGCUGCGUGCGUAGAGGCGCCAUCACCGGAGCCGAAGCUGGUCGAGGAGCCGAAGGCACGGGCAGUGCCCAGCAGCAGUGCGCAGAGCGGUGCGCAGAGCAUGGGAGUGGGCCACGUGACCGACAAGGAAAUGCCCAGAUCUUCGCUGAAGCAUAGCGCCACCGCACCUGCGGACAAGGACGAAUCGACGUUGAACAUGUCGAUGACCAGUGAGCUGGUCUAUGCGCAUGCGAAGCGCGGGAGUGUUGGUCCUGGAAUGAAUUCAGAGAACGCUUUCUCGGCCAAGAAGCACAAGCGCGUCCGAGAAUUUUGGAGCCAAACGGAGCCAAAUCCUGUGGAAACGACAGCCGUCCAGACAGACCCAGUGAAGUUCCAGGCCCAGCGCGGCCGAAGGAGUACGCACCCGAACGGGGAAAAGACCUUGGCCGCGCCGAAGCCCAAGCCGAAACCCAAACCCCAAAGAGUCUUUCAGGAUGCAGAGGCGAUGAAGCAAAAGGCACGCCAAGCGAGAGUCAAGCCGCAGUACAAUGUUUUCGACCGCUAUUACAAGACGGGCUGCGCGCAGUUCGUCGCCAAGCACUGGCUGUUCGAAUACGCAACUCUGGUCGUGGUGUGCUUGAACACUGUCUGGAUCGCCAUCGACACGGACUUGAACACUUUCUCCAUCAUCACGAAUGCGCCCAUUGAAUUUCAGAUCGCGGAGAACUUCUUCUGCGGCUACUUUUUCUGUGAGCUGCUCAUUCGGUUCUGCGCCUUCCAACAAAAGAGGCAUUGCCUGCAAGACUAUUGGUUUCUUUUCGACCUUUUCCUUGUAGUCCUCAUGGUCGCAGAGACAUGGAUUGUCCCGCUGGUGUUCAAUGCGCUUGGAUUGAGGGAGCAGGACCUCGAAGGUACUGUCAACACUGACUUGCUGCGAAUUCUGCGGCUGGUGCGCAUCCUGCGCCUGUCACGCAUGGCCAAACUGUUGCGUGCUGUGCCAGAGCUGGUCAUCAUCAUAAAAGGCAUCGGAUUUGCAGCGCGCUCCGUCGUCGUAUUCUUUAUGCUGUGGACGAUGAUCAUCUAUGUUUUUGCCAUCCUCUUACGGCAACUGACGCAGAGCCACGAUGUUGGACCAAAGUACUUCUCCUCAGUGUCUCAUUCCAUGAUGACUCUUUUUCUUAACGGCAUCGUGCCCAACCAAGCCAACAUCAUUAACGAAGUUGGCGUGGCCUCUUGGGCCUUUUGGUUGAUCUUGGUGUGCUUUGUGCUACUGGCAUCCGUAACCAUCAUGUACAUGCUGGUCGGGGUGCUCGUGGAGGUCAUGACUGUCAUCUCUGCCACUGAAAAGGAGGGUAUGACAGUGUCUGCCGACAGCAGUAAGCCCGACCACCUUUCCUGGCUUUCUUUCGAUCUGAGCCUAGAUGAUAGCUGCAAGCAGAUAGCUUCAAGUGCAUUGUGGCAAAUCUCUGCCAGCUUGGGUGCGACUCAGUGGCAAUUCUCUGCCAGCUUGGGUGCGACUCAGGUUUUGCUCGAGAUGUUCAUGUUAGUGCCCGAGAGUGACGGUGACCGUCACUGUCGUGAUACCAAGGAGGUGCCGCUAUCCCAGCGUGAGUUCCAAGCUCUGUUGGUCGAGGAGGAGCAUCCUGGCAUUGGGCGAAAAGCAGCAUUCAUGAAGCAUUUCGCGGCCAAUCUCUGUAAGUGUGACUUUGUCGAGUUUGCUCAGAAUCGCCUGGUCGUACAUCAACGGACAGAGACGGAGUUUGUCAUCUAUGAGGACAUGAACAAACUGGGAAAGAGCACCUUGAGCUGCACAUGCGACUCCGACCAGGGCAUUGGGAAAGGCUUGCGACUGUGCCAGGGAGGCAUGACCUUUGAGAACUUGGUCGACACGAUUCUCAACCUUCGUGGCAAGAACACGGCCACGGUGAAGGAUGUCAAGGAGCAAGCUCGUGUCAUCAAGUCCAUGGUGCAGCACACCCUGAAUGCUAACGGGAACAAGGUGAUGGAGGAGUUCCAGGUCUUGCGCACGGAGCUUGCGGCACUUCGGGAAGAAGCCCUGCGACGAGAUGAGGAUGAGGACGCGGAGGCAGAUGAUUUCAAUGCUCUUGGAUUUCAGAUGGAGGAGACGGAGCCUUUCCCUGCCAACUCGCGUGCCUUGCCUGGGAAUGAUGCGAACACUGCGGAGAAGAUUCCGCGGGAGCGCGAGGCAUGGCGACGGCUUCUGGCCCGGGUGGCACAACUGCGCGGAUACCCGAAAGCAGAAGCAUUGCUGCAGGAGAAGCACGCCGAGUUGCCAGCCAUCACAUUUACCUACAAGCUUGCGCAGCGCUACAGUUCUGACACCGAAGAUUUCUCUUUUCUCUGCUAUGGCGCUGCCGGCGCUCCUGCAGUGUUCGGGGCAGAUAGGUCCUUCUACACUGCCAUGAACCUCGCCUCAAGAGACAUCACUGUGGACACGCAGUCCCCGCGAUACUGGGAGCUCCUAGAUGUAUGGAGGAAGAUUGACGGUAACCAAGUCCUGUCGCAGCAAGCAUCGAGCCAGUGCCCUGUUGGCUACCUGACCUUGAAACUUCUCGGCUUCGUCUCCCUACGAGCCGAGGUGAUACUGGAGGAGCUCCUCAAGCUCGAAGGGGUGAUGAUCCACCCGAUCUUGCGAUGCCUGGCCUCUACCCUGGACUGGCACAAAGUGGCCGACCUGGGAUGGCCCCUGUUCCGGCUGCUGGCCCGGGUCGAGAGUCCUGCUCACGAAGAGCUUGGGAUGACAAACCCUUUGAACACCUGGUCCGAAGCAAACUGGUUGAGCGAAAUGCCAUACUUGGAGUUGGUGCAAAGACACCUUGAUGAAGGCAUCGCAGUCCCAGCAGCUGCGAGUGGCUUGUUGCUGUCCUACCCAGAUCGGAUUUCUCCCUACAGCCGCGCCACCGCGCUGCUCGCACUGGCCGAGGUGCUUCGGCCUCCACGAGUAGCCCCAGACCUCGUCGGAGAGGCGGAGCGGUUGAUUCGGCGGGCAGUGUACAUUUUGACUGAAGACUUUUUGGCACCGAAGUACCCGCCAUUGGUGCCCCUGACCUCCCGUUGGCCCAUCUUCCAACUCGCGGACCGAUUAGCUUGCAAGGGCGAAGUUCGCUGGAAUCUGCCGGCACAAGCAGCCCGAAGCAGACCGCGCGUCGCUGUGCUGCCGAUGCCAGAAAAGGUCUCUGAUGUCGUCCGCUCCUGCAGCCUGCCCUACUGCGACCUGAACUUCUUCGAGCUGGUGUUAAGGGCUGUGGCCGCAUCAGCACGGAAAAAGCUACAUCUCGUCGAGGUCGGUGCAAACCUUGGUGAUUGCACCUUUUGGGUGGCAGCGCACCUGGGCAGGCGCCUCGCGUCUGCCACAGCAGUCGAGCCUGUGCCGAGUGCAGCAGCGGCCGUCCGACGAAGUAUCACGAUCAACGGCUGGGAUUUCAUCCAGGUUGUGCAAGCAGUCGCCGGCGCCAAAGCCGGAGAGGGCUCUAUGUACUUCCUUGCACACAGUGCUGGAAAUCCCUAUGCGAGUGCUUCUGCGGUUGCUUUACGAAACGUCGAGACACCGUCCGUACCUGCACGAAUGACGACUGUGGCGAGCCUGCUGUCCUCGCAGCCGCGACCUGGAACGGCACGGCUGCUCAAGCUGUACGCCUAUGCUGACCUCCUGGAUGUGCUGAAGGGAGCCAGGUCGGCGGCAAGAAAGGUGGAUGCCGUGUGGCUAGCAUUUGCAGCGGGGCUUUUGCCCCGAGCGCGGUCGGCAGCGGUGGCCAUGUUUGCAUUUUUCUACCGCCAGGCAGGCUGGUCUUGCCAAGUCUUGGACCUGCGAGCGAGCAAUGCAGGUCGACUGGUGCAGAAGUUGGCGGCCGCGAUGGGUAGCGGAGCAAAAGCGACCCGGCACCUUUGUGUGCCAAUUCUCACGAUCGAAGUAAAGCUCGACACCUGUGAGGAUGCGGCAAUGGCUUGCCGCAACGCAGACCAGCAGAAGUGCGCAUUCCAUGGUCUAUGUGGUGGCGUUCCGGCCGCGGGUGCUUCACUGCAAGCCUUGGCAAAGCUUCAAGCAGCAUGCACCCGCCUCGUGCACUGGCAGAUGAAACCCGAGUUUGGGAUCGUGCCGGCAUCGCGAAAGGCUGCUUUUUCGGUCAGGCCCGAGGCUUUUGUCUCUAAAGCUCUGAAGAGGUCCUACUUCCUCGGUGACGAAGAACUGGAGCUGGAACAGCAGAUCAGAGGGAAAAAAAUGGGAGCGAGCUUGACUUCUUCAACGACUCUGAUGGCUGCCUGCCCCAGCAUGCUAAUUCUCUUUCCCGGUUUCGAGGCACAGCAUAACUUUCAAUAUGCGCUGGCCUGUGCGCUGCAGCUGCAGGGCAUGGGCCACGAGCUGAUAGGGCGCGACGCUAUCGAGCGCGUUUCUGAAGCUCUAACGCAGGGCACUGCAGAGGAGGGCCCUCUCGUCUGUAGCAUGCUGGCGAAGGAGCUGGAGGGAACACGCUUUGACCACCAUUGGGUUUCCCAGGACGGAAAAGGUCGCUACCGUCUGGGUGAGGACGGCAUGAAAGUGGCGGUACAGGUGCUGGACGGUAAACUUCUGAUUCAUGGCUACUUCGAAGGUUCCUUGGUCCAUCCUGUCCGCAUUCCAAUCCUUGCUUUUCUGACGGAGCAUGGUAAAACCUCAGAGAAACAGCCCGAAGAUGACUGUGAUCUCUUCGGUCAAGCUGCACCCGCAACAGGUGAGAAGGAGGGAGGGCAGAUACGGCUGCGCUCCCGCUCACGCAGCCCACGACCAAGCAAGGUACAGGAAACCCCAGUGCAGCAGAGUGGGCCAUUGCCAUUGCCACCGGGAUGGGUCAAGAAGGAGUCGCGGUCGAAGCCCGGCGUUUUCUACUACGCCAACGAGGCGAAGGGGCUAACGCAGUUCGAGCGGCCGACCUCGUAA
Messenger RNA from Symbiodinium sp. CCMP2456, 5856 nucleotides. The record is from the annotation of a GenBank genome assembly. Lineage: Eukaryota; Dinophyceae; Suessiales; Symbiodiniaceae.